Messenger RNA from Oppiella nova, 1684 nucleotides. The record is from the annotation of a GenBank genome assembly. NCBI's taxonomy places the organism in Eukaryota, Metazoa, Arthropoda, Arachnida, Sarcoptiformes, Oppiidae.
GGGUUCCGGUGUGCGCAAGUGGUGCCCACAGAGUGAUCGCCUAUUUGUAUGGCAUUAGGCGACGCUAGCAUAGCGUUAAUGCCAUAGCAUUGAGUGAAUUGACUCAUUCAUAGUUGGGAUAAAUCCAGUGAAACAUGUCGAGUGCUUUUGAUGAUCGGAACAACGGACCCCGCGAUGACAACCGGUCUCGCGAUGGAGACGACAAUCACGAAUACGGUGAGGACAGGCCUACCGGUAUGGACCCGGACGGCGUGAUUGAGAGUAAUUGGGAUGAAAUUGUGGCCAAUUUUGAUGACAUGAACCUCAGAGAAGAGCUUCUUCGAGGUAUCUAUGCUUACGGUUUCGAGAAGCCGUCGGCCAUUCAACAGAGAGCUAUCAUUCCCUGCAUUAAAGGUAUGGAUGUGAUAGCGCAGGCACAGUCGGGAACGGGCAAAACGGCCACCUUUUCGAUUGCCAUUCUUCAGCAAAUCGAUACUUCACUUAACGAAUGUCAGUCCCUUAUUCUGGCGCCCACUCGAGAGCUCGCACAACAGAUCCAGAAAGUGGUGUUAGCCUUAGGCGACUACAUGAACGCCCAGUGCCACGCCUGCAUUGGCGGCACUAAUGUGCGCGAAGACAUCCGGAAGCUCGAGAUGGGCGUCCAUAUAGUGGUCGGCACUCCCGGACGCGUCUACGAUAUGAUCACGAGAAGGGCUUUACGUCCGGAUCACAUAAAGAUCUUUGUCUUGGAUGAGGCGGACGAGAUGUUGUCCCGUGGUUUCAAGGAUCAGAUCUAUGAUGUCUUCAAGACAUUGAAUCAGACAAUUCAGGUGAUCCUAUUGUCUGCGACAAUGCCGGCGGAAGUGCUGGAAGUGACCAAAAGGUUUAUGAGAGAACCCAUUCGUAUUCUCGUGAAGAAGGAAGAGCUGACUCUCGAGGGAAUCAAACAGUUCUUCGUUCUGAUAGAACGGGAGGAAUGGAAAUUUGAUACGUUAUGCGAUUUGUAUGAAACGCUUACUAUAACACAAGCCGUGAUUUUCUGCAACACUCGAAGGAAAGUGGACUGGCUCACUGAGAAGAUGCAACAGCGAGACUUCACGGUCUCCCACAUGCACGGAGAUAUGGAGCAAAAACAACGCGAAGUAAUUAUGCGUGAAUUCCGGUCGGGUUCGAGUCGAGUGCUCAUCACUACCGACCUCCUGGCCCGUGGUAUUGACGUACAACAGGUGUCUCUCGUAAUCAAUUAUGAUUUGCCCACAAAUCGGGAGAAUUAUAUCCAUAGAAUCGGAAGGGGCGGUCGGUUUGGUCGUAAGGGAGCGGCCAUUAACUUCGUGACAGUGGAGGACAAGCGGGCCCUCCAUGACAUCGAGCAGUUCUAUAACACACAGAUAGAGGAGAUGCCGCUCAACGUCGCGGAUCUAAUCUAAUUUAAAUUAAUAUAAACUGUCACUCAAUUUGGAUGUGUUUAUACUUUUAAUUAAUUAUUUUAAUUAACGAAAGCCUCGAAACCAGUCGUAAUAAGUUUAUAAAAGCUGUUAAUAUUUUCCGAUUUAAUGUUUUUUUAAAUUUACGACUCGUUUCGCACUUUCAUUAAAAUUAAAUAAAAAAAUGGGAAAAUUAACAAAAAAUUAUUAACUUUACAAAUCAUCACUAAAAAUAUGAUAUAAAAAUCCAUUCGAUAAAGUGUUUUGUUUUUUGCGGUAAA